This is a messenger RNA of Austrofundulus limnaeus, 3455 nucleotides long. It is a transcript of the gene ptger4a, whose product is annotated as prostaglandin E receptor 4 (subtype EP4) a. The transcript is spliced from 2 exons. NCBI's taxonomy places the organism in Eukaryota, Metazoa, Chordata, Actinopteri, Cyprinodontiformes, Rivulidae. Gene Ontology annotation, biological process: cellular response to prostaglandin E stimulus; adenylate cyclase-activating G protein-coupled receptor signaling pathway; positive regulation of cytosolic calcium ion concentration. The coding region runs from base 390 to 1736 and encodes 448 amino acids. The record is from RefSeq and is a predicted model, not a curated record. Gene Ontology annotation, molecular function: prostaglandin E receptor activity. Gene Ontology annotation, cellular component: plasma membrane.
ACCCUGUUAUUUGCAUGUUUUUUUUAUUUAUUUGUUUGUUUAUUCGUGGAGCACAGCUGAUGGUAAUGAACAGAGAGGGGAGGGACUGGACUCUGCGCAGAUCUUGAUGAAGUCAGAGAUUCAUUGAACUCGUUGGUUUGCCUCUCUGUCCUGCUGACUGAAACCCGCCUGUUUCACACAACUGUCUGAGAAUCUGUUCAGGAAACAACUGGAAGCCACAGCUGCUGCAGGCAGCGGGGAGAGUGAUGCUCUGAUUGAAGGGUAAACUUUGUUUGUUUUCAUUAUGUUCUUCAGGUUUCUUUCUAGUAAGUUUCUUCGCGCUUUGGACUGGAAAUACCGGCUAUAAGAAGGAUCCCCCCCCCCUCCUGCUGCUGUUUUUGGACACCACCAUGAAUAACCAGUCGCUGACAGGGAGGACCAUGGUCCCGACCAUCCCGUCUGUCAUGUUUAUCUUCGGGGUGGUCGGGAACGUCAUCGCUAUCGUGGUUCUUUGUAAAACGCGCAGGGAACAGAAGGAGACCACCUUUUACACGCUCGUGUGCGGGCUGGCGGUCACGGACCUCCUGGGGACCCUGCUGGCCAGUCCGGUCACCAUCGCCAUCUACGUGAAGGGCUCGUGGCCCGGAGAGGACCCUCUGUGCCAGUACUUUGGGUUCACCAUGCUGUUCUUCUCUCUGGCGGGACUCAGCAUUAUUUGUGCCAUGUCUGUAGAGAGAUACAUCGCCAUCAACCAUGCCUACUUYUACAACGACUAUGUGGACCAGAAACUGGCCGGGCUGACCCUGGUGGCCAUCUACAUCUCCAACGCGCUCUUCUGCGCGCUGCCCAUCGUCGGGUUUGGCCAGGUGAAGAAGCAGUACCCUCAGACCUGGUGCUUCUUGGAGUGGAGGAGCAACAAGACCAGCGACGCCGCCUACUCCUACAUGUACGCUGGCUCCAGCUCCCUCCUCAUCCUCGCCACGGUGAUCUGUAACGUGCUCGUGUGCGUGGCUUUGAUCCGGAUGCACCGGCGCUUCGUGCGCAGGACGUCGCUGGGAACAGAUCUGGGCCGCAACGUGGUGGACCCGCGGAGGAGAGGGCGCAGCUUCAGCCGACUGGCCGGGACCGAGAUCCAGAUGGUCAUCCUGCUUAUAGGCACGUCGGCAGUGGUGCUCAUCUGCUCCAUCCCACUUGUUGCUCAGGUGUUUUUGAACCAGCUCUAUAAAACUCCGGUAGAACUGCAGCUAGACAAAAACCCCGACCUCCGAGCGAUACGCUUCGCCUCCUUCAACCCCAUUCUUGACCCCUGGAUCUACAUCCUUCUCCGCAAGGCUGUCCUCCUCAAGCUCAUCGAGAAAGUCAAGUGUUUGUUCUGUAAAGUGGGAGCAAGGAGGCAGCAAAGACAGGGCAACUUUCUCUGCAUCGACGCUCACCAGCUCUCCUCCAACAUCUCUAACCGGGACUCCCACUCUUUGGUGUCUCACGAACUGAAGGACGUCAGAAGAACCUCGCAGUCCUUCCUUUGUGCACCGGAGGGAAGCGAGGCUUACCCUGGAAGCUGCGCUCAGCCAGACAAACUCUCUGAUUCGCAGCCGUCUUCGGUCCGAAACUCAAAAGCUUCUUGUUCCUCCGAGAGCGAGGCUCAGACUGAGGAAGGAGCAAACGUAACCACGGAUCUUUCAGCGCCGCCGCGCUGCAAAAACGCAGCUCUUCAGGUGACUCUAAACGCAGACACAGUCGUGGAAAAAUGCAUCUGACUCUUUCUGAUUCAGAGGAAAGUUUGUCAGAUUCCACCGAGGAUGGUUGAACUCUUGAAAAAAAAAAGAGGUGUCGGCACGUAAAAAUGUCUACUUUCUUUAUUGUGGAGUCAGUGAGAAGUGCAGCUAAACUCAGUGAUGACUAACUCUGACAUCAUGAGCAGACUCUGUUAUUUUGACCGAGACAAAUGCUCUGCAACAAUCACUGGCGGAAAAAUACAUCCUCCUCAGUUUCAUUUCAGGAGCCUUUUGCUGCAAAGUGGGUGGAAAUCAGAAGAAGUGAGUCACAACACAUUAGUUUUUACUGCAAAUAGAAACAGCUGUGAAAGUGAUUCCUCUUGACGAAGUGUUUUUGGAAGAGCAAAUAAACCGUUUGUUUUCUUUGCUCCAAAAAUGCCAUUUUAACACAAAAAAUGAAGCUUUUUUAAUCUUAAAGUGGGGAUUAACCCUGAGCUGUUAAACACUGGAACUCUUAAACAUCAUUUCAUUAAAAUUAAAAAGGUAGAAACUGUUGUGUGGAAGAAUAAUUCUUCUCCAGGAGAAGGUUGUUGUUGAUACGUCCCAGUUUUUGGAGGGAUUGUAAAUCUAAGCAAGUAUUAAGAUGUAUGACUGAAGAGGUUUGAGAGGUGUUUUUUUUUUUUUUUUUUGGUGCAUUAAUGGUUUUCAUCCAGAUCUGCAGCUCAGAAAGAGUUAAAGUGAGUAAAAUAAUUACAGUAUUUUUUUUUAUCAAAACAGUUGAUUGGUACGUGCAAUCACUUCCUGUUAAAUGUGUGAAAACUGCCAAUUUACCCAUCCCUCAAACAUGAGAACUGUGUUCAACAAUCAAAAUUAAAUUAGAAAAAACAAUAAUUUAAAACUGGACUGUUUACCUGUAAAAUAAGGAUCUGUUUCUUAACAUUUCAGAGGUUAAUAAUCAGAGCAUAAUCAGAGGAUUUUAACUCUGCUGUGCUUUUUAUGGCAGAAUUCCACUUUUUUAUAGCCUCCUAUAUUUAGCCUAAGUAGACAUCUUCUUGGCCUCAUGUUGAACAUUUAAAAUAAUUAUUCCAGAUUUCUAAAAUGAGCUUUAUUCCCACAGUUUGCCUCCUCUCUGUUAUCAUCUUGUUGUUUAUAAUAUUAAGAAUGUGCUCUCUUUAAUUGUUAAAAAACUUGAUUGUGUGCUAAACUACAAAGAUUUGCUUGAUUUUUUUAUUCAUUUUAAUAUUUCAAAUGUGCACUUUAAUGUUUUGUUUGUUUGAAUUGGAAUCUGAUGUGAAAUUUGUUUGUGACCUUUGUUUUUUUAUAGUUGUUAAUGACAGAAUCACCUGUUUAAUCAGAUGAUGUACAUUUAAAGCUACAGCUGUAAAUGAAUGUUCAAGUUAUUGUUUCACCAAACACGAGGCCUUCGACGUGUCAAACUGUAUGUUGUGACAGUAAAGAGAAACUUCACUUCCUGUUAAAAAAAUGUGUCCCUUGGUUUGUUGGAAUCGUCUCACAACCCCACAUUAAUGCAGAUCAAUGACUCGGAGGAGAGCUUUUAUUUAUUCAGCAUUUAAAGACUAAUAAAACAGGAAAACAAGGUUCUUAAAAACUAAAAGUGUGUCUCUGUAAUGUGUCCAAGAGGAAACAAAAAGUGUCUUUGCUUAAAUUUUGGGGAGAAAAUCUGGGUCUGAGGAGUAGAACUGACCAACAGACUUCUUUCCUCCAAUAAUAAACAUUUUCUAAGCUUCCAACUCUUUGCAG